Menidia menidia (Atlantic silverside) is the source of this 10418-nucleotide messenger RNA. The record is from the annotation of a GenBank genome assembly. NCBI's taxonomy places the organism in Eukaryota, Metazoa, Chordata, Actinopteri, Atheriniformes, Atherinopsidae.
CAGGCAGUGGAUUGAUGGGCAAUUCUUCCGCCUCCUUCAUGGGGACCUUUCUGGCCAGUAGUCUGGGUUCCCCUCCUUCCCACCCGUCUCAUCCCUCCCGGCCACCCUCCUCGCCCUCAUCACCCUCCUUCAGAGGUGGACCCCACUCAGGCGCCUCUCAAAUCUGGUUUCCCCAUUCACAUGAAGGUCCUGGAUAUCCUCGAUUCUCAGGGAGUCUGGCACACACUUUCCUUCCAAUGAGCCACUUGGAUCACCAUGCCAACAGUGGAGUUCUCUAUGGGCAGCACCGUUUCUAUGAUACACAAAAAGAAAACUUCUAUCUACGAGGUCUCCCAUCCCAGCCACCUCUAAUCUCAGCCAAUCAUAGCCUGCCAACGAUGUCCAGGGCAGGUUCAGGGCACUCUCAGGCAUCCUGCAGCAGAGAUAGAGAUCCAGGAAUCGGGUCAAAUAUACAUAAAGGUCUCAAAGAGGGAUCAGUGGAAAGGGGAGUUGUACCUGGCAAGGAAAAAGAGAGGUCCAAUAACAAACAAGAAGCUAAAGAACGACAGCAACAACAGCAGCAACAUCACAGCCACCAGACAGCCCAGACCACACACCAACACCAUUCCCAGACACAUCAGCACCACCCUCACUAUUCACAGCACCCCCUGCCCUUGGAGGAGGUCAAUAGUAGGGCCCUGGAGAGGCACAAGGCUACACUCACAAUGGAGUACAACAAGGAGCAUCCUCAGAGUAUGGGAAAACCCCUCAGUGCCUGCUUGCACAAUGGCAAGAUGCAAAAUGGAGAUGCGGGAACUGCUACAGGGGCCAAGGUCUCCAUGUCCAGCUGUGGUGGGGACAACACAGCCCUUCGGGGUAUGGGGGGUGGGGGCAGCACCCACGGCCGGCAUAUGGGGUCCAGUGGCAAUGUCCGCUGUACCAAGGAAGGUAUAAGCGGGGAAAUGAGGAUCAGCGAACCCUCAGACUGUCUGGAAAGGGGUCAGGCACCACUUCACCACUCUCUACCCUACUCUGUACCCCCACCCUUACACAUGGGUUCUGCAACGGGAGGGGCGCACCCACAUCCCCAUCCUCAUGCUCACCCUCAUACCCAUCCUCACCCCGGGGGCUUCCACUGUCUUCAGCUCCACCCCAGCCAUCCACACCAUCCGCAUCACUCCCACCAUACACACCACCACCCAGACUUUUUCUGCCCACCCCCACCUGCUCCUCUUGCCAACCCUGCCUCACAAGAGAGGGGCCCAGUCAAUGUAGGGCGAGAGCCUAAAGUCACAGGGCCUACAUUUGUGCCAUCUGUGGCAGACCUAGGGGACAAAUCGAGUGGGCCAUUCCAGCUUGGCAACUCUGAUUGCCAGGGUGUGGGUAAUGGAGGAGGAGGAGGCAACAAUGCCAAGGACAAAGCAAUGGAAAAGAAUAGUGGAGCUGGACAUCAUAGUAGCUGGCAGAGAAAACAGCAUCAACAGCAACACCCGUACAGAAAGACAGAGAAGGCUCCGGACUGGAUGCAGUCCCAUCACCAACAUGUCCAGCCUUCACAGCUUCCUCCACCUUCCCAGCAACAACAGCAGCAAGUUGUUCGAUCACGGAGUGCUGAGUGUAUCAAUAGUGGUGUGGACAUAGAUGUGUUCAGGUCUUCACUAACCCAGGGACCCAAGGCGGGACACUCUGUGCCUCAUUCUGUUAACACUUCUCCUUACAGAGACUGCUCCCAUCAAGUACCCCCACCCAUUUCCUCACCUAUUGGAAAUAAAAAUAUGACUCCACAUAAUGGGACUGGAGCCGCUCAUGGUCCUGGAGGUAGUUGCUCCUUACAAAGAGAUAACCAAAAGGUAGCCAGGAUUCGCCACCAGCAACAUGGCCGACCUGGCCCAGAUGCUCCUUCUCCGGUUGAGAUGAGCCAGAGUAAUAGUCAGGAACUUAAGAGAAAGAUGGACAUGUCCCCUUAUGGUUACAGCAACAGCAGUGGGCAGCAUCACCACCAGCAGGCACCAGUCUCACACUGGACUAUGAGGCCCCCCCAUCACAUACCACAACCAGAGGACGAACAGAGGAAGUCUUACAUGGAGAUAGGGAACACUGGUGGGCAACACUCACAGCAGCAGCAACAACAACAACCUGGAAUAAACCUUCCUGUUCCACAGCCCCCCUCAGCACCGUCCCUGGGUCAGCAACAGCAGCAGCAACAGCAGCAACCUGACCCCCAAGGUCCAACUCAGGGUGAGAGCAGUGCCAUGAAAAGCCUGCUUAAGUACAGCAACCAGCAACAGCCACUGCUCCUCUCUCAAAAGAGCCCGUUUGGGGGACUGGGAAGUCUCAAAUCUGGUCCAUCAGGGGGUAGCUGUGCGCUGCAGGGCAACAAACAGACUCUGCCUUCCAGGAAGGGCCCAGCUAAUGACAGUGACCGCACCGAAUACAAUGGGCGUGGGCGGGAAAUGGGGGACACGGGUCAUGGGGAAAGUGAGGUUCGACAGCCACCGGUGGGAAUUGCGGUGGCAGUGGCCAGACAAAGGGAACCACCAUGUCGCUCAGGAGAUACUCACCCCAACAGCCGACAAGGAAGGGUACAUCCCUCCGUGAAAGGACCGCCCCGCUCCAUGUAUCCUUCAGAUCCCACUGAGGAGGAAAGGAAAAGGUUGAGUGAGGAGCAAAUAGGUCUCCCCUGCCUGGACAGGGAGAGAGAUGUAUAUAUCAGGGAUAAUAAAGACAGAGUGGAGUUUGCAAGGAUCCAUCCCACCAACAGCUGUCAUGGAGAUCUCACUUCUCAUCUCAUGGUCCCUGGUGGGACUUCCCUUCAGUCUGGUCAGUUAGGAGACCCUGCUGCACAUUCUGCCCACCAUCACUGGAUGCCAAGAACUGGAAGCCCAUCUCUAUGGAUGACAGGACACUCUUAUGGUAUAGGUCAUACAACCCUGCACCAGAAUCUGCCCCAUGGCUUCUCUGCAGCAAUGCCAGGCUCUUUGCAGCCAGUUCUUCCUUUGCCUCAAGACCCAUCAGCCCAGCUGGUGGUCCUACCCUCUGAGCCCCCUACCCACGCUGCAACCCAUCAUCUAGAUGUGAUGGAGCAGCAAGGGCUGUGGCCCCCUGUGUAUGGCGCCCGGGGCCCACCUUCCCAUAUGCAGCAUCCUGCUGUGUACUCCCGAUCUCAGUUUCUACGGCAACAGGAGCUGUACGCUCUCCAGCAGCAUCAACAGCUCCAGCAUCAGCACCAGAGUCACCAGUCACAACAGCAGCUACAGUCUCAACCUCAGCAGCAGCAGCAGCAGCAGCCGCAGCAGCAGCCGCACAGAGCUGCACACAGUAUGCAACACCAAGCCCCUCACAAUGCACAGAUUCAGAAGAGACCAGAGGAGCCAUCGGAUGAACUAGAGGAACUGAUUUCAGAGCCAAGAACAUCCAAACCUCCGAAGGCCUAUUCCUACAACCCGCCGCAGAGGAACACCUCCCCCCCGGGGGCCUGCGCUACUCACCUCUCCCCUUGUUACCAAUCCCCCUCGCUGCGACAGCAUCCCAGAAGCACUCCCUCAACGCCGUGUCCUGCUCCCAGCCCUGCUGCAGCAGCCCCCCACUCUCCAGCCAUCAGCCCUGCCCCGCCUCAAAUACUUAAGGGGGCUGAAUCCCAGGAAAAGAGAGGCAAGGGACAACCCCCACCAGAUUACCCAGAGUCUCUUGAGCCUGACUUGCCUCCAGGGUACAUCUAUCCAGCUAUAACCAUGGGCUACAGAAACGGACCUUCCCCGCAGGAUGUUCGACUGGCUGAACCAGCUGACCUGGAAGCAGUCCAGGCGGAACCUGCUGAUCAUACUCCCCAAUCCCUGGCUAGCCUGGGAGAGGAGUUAAACUGCCAAGUGAUGGUAAUGCCUCUCCCAGAGUCCCACCCACGCAAGGAAGUGGAGCCAGAAAAGGAGGCAAGAGUGGCUGAAAGAGGUCUUGAACAAAGGGAGGAGGCGGAUGUUGCAGCGGUGGCUGUGGCCAGCUAUGUUCCCAGUGAGCAGGAGGCAGAGGUGCAGGGUUCAGCUGAGGAGGACAUGCCAGUCGCCCCCCCUACCGAGAGUCCAGUGUGUGACACAGGUUCCUGUCCAGUUCCCCUCUCAACAGAAGAGAACGAUAGGCCUGAGGCUGUCAUUACUUUGGAGGAGGAAGAGGAUGAUGACACAAUGGGUGGCGAGAGUCAGGUGGAGAAUGAUCAAAAGGUCAACAUGCCUGGAGAGCAGGAGCCAGAGAUGCCUGCCAUUAUUGAGCUUGACUCUGCUUCCCCAGCUGCCCCUGAGUCGCAAUGCCCUCCCCUGGAGGGGGCAAAGGACAGUGAGCACCAGCAAGAGAACAAGAUGACCCCUAAUAAUGCCCCCGUAGAUUUUGCUUCGGCCUGCAGCAGCAGCCAUGACACCGUUGUUGUGCCCCAUAAACCUCUGGUGCCCUGCUACUGGAGCCUGGAGCUGCUGAUUGCUGCUGCGUUUUGCACAGAUGUACCCCCGUUCCCCCUGUUCUCUCACAGCACUCCAUCCACCGCGCUAUCACAGUGCCCCUCCAACCAGGGUAUGGAGCUUUUGAGUGAACUGGCGGAUUUGGAACUACAGGAACAGAAGCGUAGCAGUGGAAAAAGCCAGGAAGAAGAGCUGCUCAUGUUUGACCUCCAUAGCCUUGCUACCUUGGCCACAGCCCGUGCUUUGGAGUUUGGGUCUCAGCAAGACAGCAGUAUAAGUUCAGAGCGACAUUUUCCAGCACGGAGGAUCUUCAACUUACGUAGAAAGUGUAGCUGGACACCUCGCAAUGAGCCAGUGUGUCGAGCCAAAGUUAGCAUGGAAACAAUGGAUGGUCCUGAGCUUGCAAUGCGUGUGAAGUUGGCUGAGAUACAGCGUCGCUACAAAGAGAAGCAGAAGGAGCUGACCAAGCUUCAGAGAAAGCACGACCACCAGAAGGAGGAAACUCCCCGCAGUCCAGCGCGGCGAGGGCCAGGGCGGCCGAGGAAGCGGAAACCCACUCUUAGUACAGGUCCAAUGUCCUCAACUGAGGGCCAAAGAAAAGUCAAGUCGAUGGGGGCGGGGCUUGGCUUGUCGCCGGAGGACCUAGGAGGGGGCGGAGACAGCCAGAGAAGGAAGAAGAGGCUGUCCAGUCGAGGCUUUGAGCGUCUCAGCAGCUCACAGCAGAUAAAGGCGCAGGGCUACAGAAAAAGCAGUCUUCACAGCGUGCUAAGCUCUAAGCUGGCUAGUGAUGUGGCCCAGCUCAAACAGAAGGCCCAGGUUAAAAAGAAUCUAUCAGGAACAGGCUCCAGGGACAAAGAACUUUUGCCCAGCAAUUCCAAUGCCAAGCAUGAACACAGAAACCAAGGACCAGUCAAAGCUGAAUGCAGACGAGAGUCUGGUGGACAAAGUGACACGGCAGCUAGUGUGGAAAGUGUCUCCCAAGAAUCCUGGACAGGACUUGUGUGUCGUGGAAGUAAAAAAGGAUCCACAACCCUGGCACAGGGUUCCACUCACCACAGCCAGCCAAGAAGAAAAGGCCCUCGGGGCCACAGGCAGGAAGCAACAGAGGAGGAAAGGAGCUCUUCGGGUGAGAGUGAUUCGUCUGACCAAGAAGAUGAAGAAGAAGAAGGCAGUUAUGAGACAGAUGAAGGUCAAGAUUACAGAGCCCGUGCCCCCAGAGAUGUCACUUCUAGCUCUUCCGUGACAGGCCCCAGCCCCUCGUCUGUUGUUAAACUGGAGGCCAACCAGAAAGCAAGGAACAAAAAGAAGAGACAGGAACUUUAUGGCUCUCAGUGUCUGCCUGGAGUGGAAGGGGAAGUCAAAGUAAGGAAAAAGCCCACCUGUAGGCUGAACAUGGCCACUGCAGUCAAAAACCACCAGGGUCAAAGGCCCGAAGGAGUGAGAAGGACAUGUGGAUCCAGGCCGAAGGAACCUCGGUGGGGCAGCCUUGGGACAAGAGGCAAUCGCCACAGGAGAAACAUAGGACUGGCCACAUUUCCAUCCACCAGUGAGAGGUUGAAGAGGGCGACCCGCAAGAACACCAUGCUGAGAGGAGCCAUCACUAAGAGGAAAACCUGGUCAGCCGAAGCUGUAUCUCCACAAAAUGAUGAGGGAAACAGAGGGCGAAGGAGCAAGGACCAGCAACCAAAGGGAAGAGCGGUGAGUCGUCUGCUGGAAAGCUUUGCAGCUGAUGAGGGCUUUCAGAUGGAUGGCAGCAGCUUCUCAGAAGAAGAGGACAGCGGGCACUCGUACCACAAGAAAUGCUCAGAUGUUCCUAAUUGUGUCUUGACCAAAGAACUCUUAACGGAUGGACUGAAGGUGUUGAUCUCUAAGGAGGAUGAGCUUCUUUAUGCAGCCAGGGUCCACACUCUGGAUAUCCCAGACAUCUUCAGCAUUGUUAUUGAUGGUGAAAGAGGAAACCGACCAAGAAUCUAUUCACUGGAGCAACUGCUACGGGAGGCUGUACGCUACGUCCACAGAGGUGGUUCAUCUGAUGAGGGAAAGCAGGGAGGAGUGAUGGUAGAGUUUGAUGAUGGGGACCGAGGAAAGAUUUCUCUACAAAACAUCCGGCUUCUACCUCCAGGAUACCAGAUUAGCUGUGGGGAGUCAUCCCCGGCUCUGUUGGUUCCCUGUGGAACAUCGGCCAAGAAAGGUUCCGGUUUGGAGCAAGCCCCCCUCAGUGACAGGCCUUCUGACAGACUCAGCUCCACAAGCACUCUAUCCAACACCCUGAAUAUCGCUGUCAUCAAAAGAAAACCAGGAAGACCAAAGGGCUCGGGGAAAAAACAAAAGCAGCAGCAGACUGAAAAUGCCAAUAAAAAUCUUCCACCUUUCCUUGGAUGGGGAUCACUAGCUAACUCCCGGAAGAGGACAUCUGAGAAUCUGUUUCAGUUCAAUGGGGCACCUAAGAAGGCCAUCAGAGGCAAGGAAGAUCCCCUUUUUUCUUUGCCUCAGACCCAGCUGCCAUCUUCUGUCCCAAUCAAAGGUCUUUUCAGCAGCAGCUCAUUUGAGGUGGACUCCUUUAGAAGCAUUGCAAACGGCUACUCCUCCUUCUGUACUCAGUCUACAGGAGCAGGUUCAAGUUUAUCUCUGGGUGUCAGAAGUGGGCUGUAUGGAGACAAGCGGAGACAAGAUGAACUGAUCCCACCUAAAGGCAGGAAGUCCGGACAAGAGUUCCUGGUCAAAUUAGAUCAUGAAGGAGUGACUUCUCCUAAAACCAAAAACAGCAAGGCUCUGCUGUUGCGAGGUGGGUCUUCCAGUGUGAGCGGUGUGCCCCGGACAGAGGCUUAUUCUCACCCAGUCCUGCUGGUUAAGGACAGCAAAAAAGGUGGUGCCUCUAGGGUUGAGCUUCUCUUGAAAGGAACCACACCACAAAAAAAGCCUUCACCUUCUAUGCGUCUGGAGGAUUACGGUGAGUUGGGAUUCAGCUCGCACAGAGAUUGUCACAGUUCCUACUCUGAUCUGGAUGAUGAUGAAGAAGAGGAAGAAAGGAGAAGGACUGCGCUGGUUGCAGCCACAGGAGGACUCAGGACGGCUGGUCGUUUUCUUUCUCGCCUUUCUGUCUCUUCCUCCUCAUCUGGGUCCUCAAGCUCGUCCUCGUCAGGCUCUCUCUCAAGUUCCAGCCUCUGUUCCUCUGACAAUGAUUCAUCCUACAGCUCGGAGGAUGAGGACAGUUCAGCAGUCAUGCUGCAGAGUUGUCUAUCCUCCCACCAGGGGCUUCUGCAGCCGUCUGAACCAUCUACUUCUUCCAGACCUCGGCAGCACUCCUUUGUUGCAAAAGCAGUGGCGGUUUCAAGUGGCAAAGGAGGCCUCCCCAACCUGGUCUCCAGCAGCAAGUACUUAAAAAGAAAAGAGUGUAUGAAUUCCACCUCUAAACUAACAAAGGAGUUUGCGAAAAAACCUAGGAUUCAUCCAGAUGACACUUCAUUUAUUCCAAGGCCUAAGAUGUCUACUUCUCUGGCAGGCCGCCAAACGUGGAGGUGGUCUGGAAAUCCGACACAGAGGCGAGGUCUAAAGGGCAAGGCCCGGAAGCUUUUCUAUAAGGCCAUUGUGCGGGGCAGAGACACGGUGAGAGUUGGAGAUUGUGCUGUGUUCCUUUCCGCUGGACGCCCCAACCUUCCAUAUGUAGGUCAAAUUGAAAACUUCUGGGAAUCCUGGACUUCCAAAAUGGUUGUCAAAGUUAAAUGGUUUUACCACCCUGAGGAAACCAAGCUCGGCAAGAGACUUCGAGAUGGCAAGCCUGCCCUUUACCAGUCAUGUCACGAAGAUGAGAAUGAUGUCCAGACAAUCUCUCAUAAGUGCCAGGUGGUGAGCAGGGAGGAGUAUGAGUGUCUGAUUCGCAAUCAGAAGCCGAACACUACUUCCCCUGACCUCUACUACCUGGCAGGGACGUAUGAUCCCACCACUGGUCAGUUGGUCACUGUGGAAGGAGUUUCCAUCAUGUGCUGAACCUCCAGAAGGACACUACUGAAGGACUUCUUCUGAAGACGGUUCACAACUUAACGUUCAGCCUUGCAAAUCGUCAAAUAUUCAAUGGAAUAACCUCCAUUGGACCCAUGGAAGUCAUGUCAGAAACUAAACAUGCCUGUCUGAGAUAACACACUGGAGUUUGUUGGAAUCAAUACUUACAGAAGUUAAGCAGAUGUCCAACUUUUACGAGGAAUAACAAAAAGUCUGGGUCUUCCUGGGCAUCGCAAAAUGUAGUAAAGUUUUUACAUUUUUUUUUUUUUUUUUUGACUGUCUGACACAUUCUGUUUCUGACAGCCACACGUUUGGUUUUAAGACUUGUACUCUCAGCUCCUAUGAAAUAUCAAAGAGGAAGAGCUGAGAUUGCAUUUGAUAGAGCAAAUAAAAACGAGGCUCAAUAGUCACCGUGGACCAAUUCUAGCUAUAAGAUAGCCUUAUCUGAGUGAAUGGAAUUGAACAGUGAAUCAUGGGGCUCUCUCUAUGCCUUUUCAUUCCAGGGAAGUUGAAAAUAUGUAAAGGGUGUAAAGUUAAAAUUGUCUGUAAAUAUUUCAAUUGUUUUUUUUUCCCAAUCAAGCCAUACACUUCAGUACCUCCCACCUGUCUUAACUGUUCAGGUGUACAUUCUACAAUUUCGAUUAUUGUAUCGUAUUGUUGUCUGUUGUCUAUAUGUACAUAAAAGCUAUUUUAUAUAGGAGUUUAUUGUAUAUAUGAAAUGUAUCUUUCCAUGUUUGCAAUUGAUUUAUUUUUAUAAGGUGUAGAAUACAUUGUAUUGUGUUUUUCUUUUCUUUUCUCUUUGCAUUCUGGAGAUAAGAUUCAAGAGGUUAGUGUUGCACUGCAUAUGCCCUGCUGAGACAGACAGAGCACAAAGACAGAAGGAUUUAGUGUAUAACAGGAGAAGACUUACUUUCUGAGAGAGAGGGAUACUCCUGUUUAAAAAAAAACACAGGUCAAGUGGCUUUUUGUAAAAGUGUUCUGUUACUUCACCUUUUUAUUUGCCUAUUUUAAAAACACUUUUUAUUUAUUUACUGCUCAUCACCAUGAACGUCAGGCAGAUCUCACUGGACUGCAGUCAUGGGUCAAAUAUGAGUUUUCCAUUGUGAUACAAAAUUUGUGUAUGAUGAGUGUUGUGGCGUCACUAAAAUCAUGACUACACAGAUACAUUUCGACUGGGUCUUUUUAAUGAAAAUGUGUUGAUUGUGCAUUGUUUUCAUCAGUGCAGAAUUGAACGCAUUAUGGCCUACAAAAUACCAAAGUGUCUUUAAUAUCUUUAUUUAAAAUGUUAUCAAGCACCUGUACUGAACUUAAAUCAGUAAAAUCAGAAAUCACUGGUUAUCUAUAAAAUACUCGUUCUCCACUAUUUGCAUAUAUAUUGGCUCAACAUUGUGACAAAAUGUUUCUUGCACAUCUAUCAGCAAUUUUUGUUUAGUACAAAAAUACGCAACACAGUGCCACCGGGGAUGCGACUAUGAAGGUCAAGGUACAGGAAACGUGAAAUGUUUUGUUCUGAUAGUUUGUUGAAGUGAAAUAUUUUGGAUUCAUUAGUCAUCUGUGUUUAUUUUGUACAGUUCACAAACAAACUAAACGCUAACUGUGAAGGACAAUCAGAUUCACAAAGCAAUGGAGAGAGUAGGGUCACUCAAUCUGAAAAGGACUUAAGUUUAUUUAAUUUGUGCCAAGUAAACUUUCUUUUUUUAUUUUGUUUUUUAAUAUGCAAUCCUGACUAUUUUUUUCGCUCAAAGGUUUAUUUUGUUCGCAAACACGUUAUUUAUUGUCAAUGUUGCUGUUUGUUCAGGCCAAGAGCGCUUUAUGAGAAUGGGACUUUUUUUUUCUUGGUGUGAUGUCGCAUUUGCAUUUCUUGAAUAAAUCUGGUCUUGUAGAGACCAUCUAGUGAAGAGAAAUAAAGCAACACUGGAUUCUUCUCAUGUGCAAACUCCUGUGAAUUGAUUCUUUUCUUUUUGACUGUCUCCUCCUCAUCAGGUGCCCACCAUCUGA